CCCAAAGGCUGGAAUAUUAAUGCCUUCGGGAAUCAGGGUGAGGAAAUGUAUCGCCCAAGCAAUAUAAUGAUGAGAUCAAAGAUACUGAAUAAUUCCCCUUAUGCAAACAGCGCUCGGGCUGACUCUGACGAUGACGCAGCCAGUCCUUCUAAAGAGGGAAAGAAUAGACCACGAACUGGCUACGAAUGGCGCAACGGGGCCUUUAUUUGUUUUGCCGUGACUAUUGCGAUCCUUCUUUUGAAUCUCGUCCUUACUGUUAUUGCUGCUUCUCGGGCCCGAGGACCAUCGCACUCAUUCCUAGGUGAAUCGAUCUUCGAAGGAGACUGUGCAAAGGUGAAACACUGGUCGACAGGGUUCCAUUUGCUGAUCAAUGUGCUGGGUACCAUAUUACUAGGCGCUAGUAGCUACUGCAUGCAAUGUUUGAGCGCGCCGUCUAGAGAUGAUGUCAAUCAACUACAUGCCCGCGGAAAAUGGGUAGAUAUCGGGACCCCAAGUGUUACGAAUUUGAGGUUUAUGCGGUCUGCGCAAAUCGUCUGGUGGUGCUUGCUGCUCCUGAGCUCGGUUCCUUUCCAUGUCUUUUACAAUUCUGCUAUCUUCUCUGCGCUGUCCUCGAAUUCUUAUGGUGUUGCGGUGGUAUCAUCAAAUGUUUCUAUUGAACCCACUUCCGCUGCCGCCGCGUAUUGCUAUGAUGGCCUGAUGGGAACAGAUGUGGCCCAAGUCCAGGCCAUGUACGAGGGCAACAAAUUAGAAGUCUUGGACAAAGAAGACUGCGUGAAGGCUUACGCAGUACCAUUUCUCUCAAACCGAAGAACAGUUUUACUUGUGACCAAUAACGGUACAAUAAGGUCUCCGGGUAUGUGGGCGGGAGCUGGGAACGCACCGGCGUCACUAGAGGAAAACCAAUCCCGGUUCAAUUGGAUGUGUAAUGGACCCAAUGCUCAACUUUUCGGCGACGUUGGCUCCGGCCAAUGUUUUCGACCUGCUCUACUAGAGCAUGUCGAUAUCUGGGCAGUGUAUGCGCAGCCCUUCGUGGGAGAUGAUAUUGUUGUGAUGGCUUUAGACGGCUCAUUCGCCUUUACCAGACAGAACUAUUCUAGUCUAGCGUAUUCACCAUUGCCACCUUCCCUCCGCUCAGAUAUAGAUAUUCUGGGGGUGUCCCUCCGGGGAAUGCAGGGCUACAGCACCGUCGACCUCACGUGGGAUCUGUUACGCAACGGGAAAUGGGAGACACCAUCACUUGCUUCCAUGGUAACGGUGUACGAAUCGAACUCAACGUGUCCUGGCGAUGCGGGAAUGCUGUUGUCGCAGCAGUAUUAUUCCAUCGACUACUGUCUGAGUGAGAAGGUGGAGGAGCACUGUAGGCUCAUGUACAGUCCACUUAUAUGUGUGAUUAUCAUCGCGUGCAACGCUACUAAGGCUGUCUGCAUGCUGUUCACACUCCGACUACGACGUGAAGAUCUACUAUUCACCAUUGGCGAUGCCAUCGCCUCAUUCCUGAAACACCCAGAUACAACAACACUAGGUCGGUCAUUUAUGGAUCGAAGAAGCGCGAAGCGAUACUUCUCCAAGCCAACUGCUGUGAAGUCCGAGCCUCUUCCUUCUCGCAGACGCUGGUUCUAUGCAGCCAGUGGUCGUCGCUGGGCUGUGUGUAUGACCUGCUAUACCGUAUCUCUUUUCGCCGCAGCAGAAAUAACAUACGUCUCCUACCAGGGCGUGACGGAUUACCUUCCCGACUCCAGAAUCUCUACAAUGUGGAGUCUUGGCUUCAACACAGUACGACCCGAGGCCAUGCUCCGAUAUCUCAACACCUAUAAUACCCUAGCCAUGGUGCUGCUUGCCAACACCCCACAGAUAGUUCUCUCUACACUCUACUACCUAACUAACAGCCUUCUCACCAGCAUGGUCAUGGCAGCCGAGUACAACAGCUACUCGGUGCGACGCAAACAUCUCCGAGUUACCUGGCCUGAGGGAGACCAACGCUCCACCUAUUUCCUUAGUUUACCAUACUCCUUUAGUAUCCCUACAAUCGUAGUCUCGGCUGUAUUGCAUUGGCUUCUAUCCAUGAGCAUCUCCUACGUUGCGAUCUACCAGUACGACAUGAGGGGCGCCGUCGACAAAAGUAAAACAAUCUCCACAUGCGUUCUUUCGCCAAUUGCCAUGAUAUUUACCCUCUCGCUGGCUGGUCUGGUUCUUGUCACUUUGAUGGGGCUAGCGUUCAGGAGGUUUCCGACCAAUAUGCCAGUAGCGGGGAGCUGUAGUCUGGCAAUUAGUGCGGCGUGUCAUCCCCCGCUCGACGAUGAAGAUGCUGGGCUAAAGCCCGUAAUGUGGGGGGAGUCUGUGAUAUCUCGUACUCCGGAUGAUGGCCAGGGAGCGAGGAUAACUGGGGAACAGUCAGCAGCGGACAGUCGGUCAAGAGAUGAGGCGGGAGGGGACGACGGCACGGAAUCGGAAGAAACGAGCUUUUUUAUUCACCAUUGCAGCUUCAUGGCCGGGGAAGUGGAGGAGCCGCAUCCUUCGCGGUUGUAUGCUUAAGAUGACAUAUCGCAAGAGUGAAAAGCAGCUGUGAGACCCUGCGGCUCAUUCCGCCGAAGGUGAUAAUAAGCGGAGAAUCUCCUGUUCACCCCCAUUGCUGACUGGUUCACACAUGGGACCAAGCCCUCAUUGUGAUUCGCAAUGUUUCUGCAGCACAAAUUCCCUGAGAGCAGGGGGGCUUACGCAAGCUUCACAACGUCGAGUGACACAGAAGGAUAUCCUUGAUCGAUAGUUGGUACUGUACCACCAGGG
Aspergillus alliaceus is the source of this 2784-nucleotide messenger RNA. RefSeq lists its product as uncharacterized. The record is from RefSeq and is a predicted model, not a curated record. NCBI's taxonomy places the organism in Eukaryota, Fungi, Ascomycota, Eurotiomycetes, Eurotiales, Aspergillaceae. Bases 46 to 2532 code for a protein of 828 amino acids. The transcript has 3 exons.